AUGUUUGACGAGUUGCGGGGCUUUAGCUUUUCUGGCGGAGGCUUGGGCACGUGCCGCACAGUCUUAACUCUGCCCAACAUACUAAAGGUCUUCAAUCCGAAACUUUAUGGCUAUGCCACGAGUCACAGUCUGGUCGUAAAUCAUGAGACUUCGCACCUCAACAUUGCCAAACCAAUGCUAAUGUCGCACUAUCUGCUGUAUCACGUACGUGUGCUCGUCGAUCUGAUGCACUGGAAGCUGAUCACCGUGUUCGUGGGCAACAAUGAUCUCUGAUCCGAUAGGUGUCACUGGGACGAUCAGGAGAAAGUGCUCGAACGACACGCUCGAGAUCUUCGUGAAGCUUUUCGACUGCUCCGCGAUAACGUGCCUCGGCUACUGCUGGCAGGGCCAAAUAUUUUGACUACGAUGGGUGGACUGAAAGAUGUGCCACUGCAAUGCUUUUUGAUACAACGCAUCUGUUGCAAUUGUCUGCUGAGCGAUCGUCUGUCCGUUGCCGAACUCCAAAAGCGCCACUACAUGAUUCAGCGCUGGCAACAGGUGGAUUUGGAGGUGGCACGCUUGCCUGAGUUUCAGAGCGAGGACUUUGCAAUUAUUGGCCAUCCUAUGAUUACGAAUCUUUCGUAUUCUAUAUUCCUUGAAGUGUGUUGUGAAUGA
Molecule: messenger RNA, 654 nt
Organism: Drosophila arizonae
Lineage: Eukaryota; Metazoa; Arthropoda; Insecta; Diptera; Drosophilidae
Product: phospholipase B1, membrane-associated-like
Biological process (GO): phospholipid metabolic process
Molecular function (GO): glycerophospholipase activity
Source: RefSeq, a predicted model, not a curated record